AUCUAUCUUCCUUUUCUGCUCCUUCUUAUCUCUUUCCCUGCCAUUUCUAAAGGUAAAGAGUAAAGUUUCCUCAGAAUUCACUUUACGCGCUGUGAGAAGGACCGUGGAAGAGAGCGAGCAGUGGUGAGGAAUCUUCUUCAUGGCGAUACAAUAAAAACGUCCGUUGUUUGAGAUUCCAUAUUUCGAAUCUUUCAAGUUGAGAUCCUAACAAAAAGCUUGAAUCAACUGUGCUCGUAACAAGAAGGACACCCAAGACAAAAACACGAAUUUCAUAGGAAGCAUCCUUGGUUAUUUCAAAGGAAGCACGCUAAAAAAAGAGAGAGAAAAAAAAAACACUCAAAUUGGGUUAUUCAUGGAAGAGACUACAGAGCGUGUUGCUCUUCAAGAGAGAUUGAGGAUGAUGUCUUCGGAAAUUGUGGAAAAGGGUCAAAGCAGUGAAAGCAACAAGCAAAUACUGAGGUCAACACUUAAGGAUAACGCUCCCGUGGUGCUAGAGAUCAAGCAAUACAACGAACACUUGAAUCCACCCAGAGAAGAAAUCAACACCCUUAUAGGAGAAAAAGAUGCAAAAGAAAAAUUUGUUUGUAAAUGCUUCUCCAAGUGUCUAUCUUUGUUUCUCUGCAGAUUUGGGCAGAAGAGGGGUCAUUCAUUUGCUGGUGGUGAGAAGCAAGCUCUUGUGGCAAAAGAUAUUGAAGAGAACCUUUACAAAAUGAGAGAAAUUCUUGAGCUUCUUAGCAAAGGGAGUUUUGAGAAGAAUCUUGGUGGUGUUGGAGGACCAAUGAAGUGUCCUUUUGGUGUUCCUCAAAAACCAGAAUUCACUGUUGGGUUGGAUGAACCGUUGAGUAAGUUGAAGGUGGAGGUUCUUAGAGAUGGUGUGUCCGUUGUUCUGCUAACUGGUUUGGGUGGAACGGGUAAAACCACCUUGGCUACUAAGCUAUGCUGGGAUGAACAAGUCAAGGGUAAAUUUAGUGAAAAUAUUAUAUUUGUCACUUUCUCAAAAACGCCCCAGUUGAAGAUUAUUGUGGAGAGAUUAUUUGAACACUGUGGAUGUCAAGUGCCUGAUUUUCAAAGUGAUGAAGAUGCCGUUAAUCAAUUGGGACUUUUGCUGAGGCAAAUUGGUAGAAGUUCAGUGUUGUUGGUUCUGGAUGAUGUUUGGCCUGGCUCAGAAGCUCUUGUCGAGAAAUUUAAAGUCCAGAUACCAGAAUAUAAAAUUUUGGUGACUUCUAGGGUUGCAUUUUCUAGUUUUGGCACACAGUGUAUCUUAAAACCACUCGUUCAUGAAGAUGCAGUAACCCUUUUCCGUCAUUAUGCUCUCUUAGAAGAACAUGGUUCAAGCAUUCCUGACGAAGAACUUGUCCAAAAGGUUGUUCGAAUCUGCAAGGGUUUACCACUUGCCGUCAAAGUAAUUGGGAGAUCACUCAGUCAUCAGCCUUCUGAGUUGUGGCUAAAGAUGGUGGAAGAAUUGUCACAGCAUUCUAUACUUGAUUCUAAUACUGAACUACUUACAUGCCUCCAAAAGAUCUUGAAUGUUUUGGAAGAUGAUCCUGUCAUCAAGGAGUGCUUCAUGGACCUAGGGUUAUUUCCUGAAGACCAAAGAAUUCCUGUUACCUCUCUCAUUGAUAUGUGGGCAGAGUCGCAUAGUCUAGAUGAUGAUGGCCCAGAGGCAAUGGCCAUUAUCAACAAAUUAGACUUCAUGAAUCUGGCUAAUGUCUUGGUAGCAAGGAAAAAUGCUAGUGACACAGACAAUUACUACUACAAUAACCAUUUCAUCGUCCUUCAUGACCUUCUGAGAGAACUUGCAAUUUAUCAAAGCACUCAGGAACCAACGGAAGAGGGAAAAAGAUUGAUUAUUGAGAUAAAUCAAAAUAAACCUCGUUGGUGGCUUGGGGAGAAGUCAACACUGCUUAAGCACCAACAGGCCACUGCCCAAACAUUGUCUAUAUUAACUGAUGAAAAUUGCACUUCAGAUUGGCCCCAAAUGCAACUAGCUGAAGUUGAGGUUCUGAUUUUUAAUAUUCGAACUAAACAGUAUUUCUUUCCGGAUUUCAUAGAAGAAAUGAACAAACUCAAAGUUCUUAUAGUCACAAAUUACAGUUUCUAUCCUUCUGUAAUGAACAACUUUGAGCUGAUUGGCUCUUUAUCUAAUAACCUGAAAAGAAUCAGAUUAGAGCGGAUUUCUGUUCCUUCCUUUGUUGCAAUGAAGAAUCUUAAAAAGUUAUCCCUCUACCUGUGUAAUAUGAAACGGGCGUUUGAAAACAAUGACAUGCUAAUUUCAUAUGCUUUUCCAAGUCUUGAAGAGUUGAAUAUUGACUAUAGCAAAGACAUGGUGGGAUUGCCUAAGGAGCUCUGUGAUAUUAUCUCCCUGAAGAAGCUCAGUAUUACUAAUUGCCACAAACUCUCUGCACUGCCGCAAGAAAUUGGAAAGUUGGAGAAUUUGGAACUCCUAAGGCUCAGUUCCUGUACUGAUUUGGAAGGGUUACCAGAUUCUAUUGGAAGGCUUUCAAAGCUACGACUUCUUGAUAUCUCAAAUUGCAUAAGCCUUCCUAAUUUGCCAGAGGACUUUGGUAAUCUGUCUAAUCUACAAAAUCUCUACAUGACAAGUUGUGCAAGGUGUGAAGUGCCACCCUCAAUCGCCAAUCUUGAGAAUUUAAAGGAGGUGGUAUGUGAUGAAGAGACGGCUGCUUCAUGGGAAGAUUUCAAACCUCUACUUCCCAAUCUAAAGAUAGAUGUUCCUCAAGUUGAUGUUAACUUGAAUUGGCUUCAUACAAUUUCCUCGUAAUACUUGCUUCAUGCAGUUCAGGUUGUCUUUCCCAAGAGUCCAUGAUCACACCAAAAAGCAAAAACAACUAAAUACAGUUUUCACAUUGGAUUAUGGUAAAAGGAAACAUCCCCCUUAUUAAUCAGUGCUGAAGGGGAUUUGCUGUUAAGGAACUCAUCAAACACAAAACCUUUAUGAAUAUCCAAGUUCAACAAAGAGAUUCAUAAUUUUGUGAUCAGCUAAGAUAUCCAUCCUUUUAUAUAUCCAUCAAUUGGAUGGAAGAAAGACAGCUUGAGUGUCAACUCACUAUGUCCGAAGCAUCUAAUGGUAUGACAUAACUGAGCAAUGGUUCUGGGGUCUAAUUCAAAAUUCUAGUAGCAAUGUGCUUGUUUGUCUGUAAAAAGCUUGAAUAUUUUGGAACAUAAGGCCAUUGAGUGUUUUAGGGACCUAUGUAUUUUUAUUCCUAAAGACCAGAGGAUCCCGAUCAUGCCGCUGCAGCAGAGAAAAUUUAUGAACAGGUCAAACUGAACAUGGCUGAUUUUGUUGUUACAGGGUAUGGUGGCAUGCUCUUAAAUAAUUUGAUGUGCUGUGCUAUAAUCAUGUAAAGCUUAAGCCACUUAUAAGAAUAAACAGGAUACAAUACUCUGCUGUUAAAUUUGCUA
Glycine soja is the source of this 3420-nucleotide messenger RNA. RefSeq names its product probable disease resistance protein At5g66900. Gene Ontology annotation, molecular function: ADP binding. The transcript has 6 exons. NCBI's taxonomy places the organism in Eukaryota, Viridiplantae, Streptophyta, Magnoliopsida, Fabales, Fabaceae. The coding region runs from base 353 to 2779 and encodes 808 amino acids. Gene Ontology annotation, biological process: defense response to fungus. The record is from RefSeq and is a predicted model, not a curated record.